CUUGGCCGCUCGGAGGACUGUCUUUGCCGUCAUGUCCUUGUUUGUGCGUUUUAAUCAACGAUUGGAAAAUAACAGGUAGCCCUCGUCCGUCCGCCUCACACACACACACACACACACACACACAGGGGGGUGCAGCAGCAGCAGCAGCAGCAGCAGCAGCAGCAGGAGAAUCCGAAUAGACCUUCUUUCACCCGGCGGCCCGGCUCCUGUGCGUCUGACAGAAGACGCGGUCCGCGGGGCGCAGCAGCAGCAGCCGGCUGGGAAUCGCAACGUGUUUGUGCAGAGAGCGAGAGAGUCACCGCAGUCGGAGCUCUGUGUGUGUGUGUGUGUGUGUGUGUGUGUGUGUGUGUUCACAUGACACGGGCAGCUGUGACCGGGCUGCAGUCAGCCCGUCUCCCCGCCUCUGGACAGAUGGUCGCCGCCGUGAUUCACGCCUGAGUUCGGACCGAGCGAGAAGACGACGCCGUGGAUAUGGAAUGGUGCACGCCGCUGGGCCAAGUGUGCAGCCGCUGAGCAACCCCGGAAUCAUGGACAGUCACCCGCUGUGCACUCGACUUUGUCCACACAGUCUGGACAAAGAGGAUGGAGUCGAGAGGCACGGUCCCAUCACCUUCAACCACCGGCACAUGAGGAAGGCGUUCAAAGUCAUGAACGAGCUGCGCAGCCAGAAUCUGCUGUGCGACGUGACCAUAGUGGCGGAGGAUGUGGAGAUCGCUGCUCACAGAGUGGUCCUGGCUGCCGGGAGCCCUUACUUCCACGCUAUGUUCACAGGGGAGAUGGCAGAGAGCAGGGCGAAACGGGUGAGGAUAAAGGAGAUGGAUGGUUGGACUCUGGGCCUGCUGGUCGACUACAUCUACACAGCGGAGAUACAGGUCACAGAGGACAACGUGCAGGCGUUGCUGCCUGCUGCGGGCCUGCUCCAGCUGAAUGAGGUGAAAAAGGCUUGUUGUGAGUUUCUGAGCUCUCAGCUUCAUCCGUCCAACUGUUUGGGAAUACGAGCCUUCGCUGACCUACACGCCUGCUCUCAGCUUCUCACACAGGCCAACAGCUACGCAGAGCAACAUUUCACUGAGGUGGUUGGGAGCGAGGAGUUCCUUAAUUUAGGCAUGGAGCAAGUGUCCAGCCUGAUCGCCAGCGACAAGCUCACCAUCCCCACAGAAGAGAAGGUUUUCGAAGCGGUGAUCGCUUGGGUCAACCACGAUAAAGAUGUCCGCCAGGAACACUUGGCUCACCUGAUGGAGCAUGUCCGCCUGCCGCUUCUCUCCAGAGAAUACCUGGUGCAGCGGGUGGAGGAGGAGUCUCUGAUCAAGAAUAGCAGUGCGUGUAAAGACUACCUGAUUGAGGCCAUGAAGUACCACCUGCUGCCGGCCGACCAGAGAGCUCUGAUGAAGAGUGCACGCACGCGCAUGAGGACUCCCGCCUGCUGUCCUAAGGUGAUGGUGGUGGUUGGAGGACAGGCCCCCAAGGCCAUCCGCAGUGUCGAAUGUUACGAUUUUGAGGAGCAGCGAUGGUACCAGGUGGCUGAACUCCCCACCAGGAGGUGCAGAGCAGGUGUGGUGUACGUGAGUGGCUGUGUGUACGCGGUCGGCGGGUUCAACGGCUCUCUGCGUGUGCGGACAGUCGACUGUUACGACCCCAUGAUGGACCGCUGGACCAGCGUGAGCAGCAUGCAGGACCGUCGGUCGACGCUCGGCGCCGCUGUGCUCAACGGCCUCCUGUACGCUGUGGGAGGCUUCGACGGCAGCACAGGUCUGUCCACAAUCGAGGCGUACAACGCUAAGACAGACGAAUGGUUCCACGUGUUGCCCAUGAGUACCCGACGCAGCAGUGUAGGAGUGGGUGUCGUAAAUGGGAUCCUGUAUGCAGUCGGAGGUUAUGAUGGAGCGACCAGGCAGUGUCUGAGUACAGUAGAAGCUUACAAUCCAAAAAGCAACACUUGGAACUACAUCGCUGAGAUGGGCACAAGACGCAGUGGAGCAGGUGUGGGUGUGUUAAAAGGUUUACUCUAUGCUGUGGGGGGACACGAUGGUCCCUUGGUGAGGAAGAGUUGUGAAGUUUAUGAUCCGGCCUCCAACAGCUGGAGACAAGUAGCCGACAUGAACAUGUGUCGACGCAACGCAGGUGUGUGUGCUGUAAACAAUGUACUGUACGUGGUGGGAGGAGACGACGGCAGCUGUAAUUUGGCCUCUGUGGAGUUCUACAAUGCAAACUCGGACAAGUGGACGCUGCUGCCGACCUGCAUGAGCACAGGACGCAGUUAUGCAGGUGUGACUGUGAUUGACAAGCCCUUAUGACUGCUCUUGACACCUGCCACUGAUUCGGAGCAGAAUGUAUUCUCCUGCUGAAUACUGAUCUUGGAUCUGUUUAUGAUGCCAGUGCUCGGAUUUCUGGGCAGCAUAAGCACCGGCACUGACGCAGAUGAAGGAAAUGACAAGAUUGUUGUUGUUGAAGAUGAUGACGAUGAUGAAGAAGAGUUUCUGCACUGACCCUGAACGGGGGGUGAAGCUGCGAGUGACGGUGGGGAUCGAAUCCGUGUUUUAAUCCCCUCCUGGCGGGACUGCAGCAGCGACUGGACAAACCAGUUUCGAGCACCACUGUACCAGUGCAGUGCCAUUGAAACGCUACUGAAAUUACGUUUAACAUUACUGAUGUUAAAGCGAACCAGCUCUGAGGAAGACCACUGAUCUACACCAUGGGAGAGGAAGGCAGGGAACGAUCAUUUGGGACUAAAAUCUUUGUUUCUCCUUCGUUUUUAUCCUCCUGAGAAGUUUGUGUGUAUGUUUGAGUGUGCGUGUGUGUGCGUGCGUGCUUGCGUUUAAAGGUGCUCCAUUGCUUGCACAUGUGAGCAUGUGCGUGUUUGUGUGCAUCUGAGUUUUUCUGUGUGGUGACGCCUGGUCCGACGCCGCAUGAGCGCACUCUGUCUGACCUUUACAGUUUUGCAGUGUUGCUGUUCCAGAGUGCCUGAAUGUCACAUUACCGCCCCGCUCCCUCUUCUCCUCUGUAACGCCUCCAGUACUGUUGCUGGACAGAGCACAGCUGGACUCGGCCGCUGUUCUGGGAUAAAGAAAAACGUUUUGAGAACUGACUUUAGAUACCGGUGCGUCGGUUUGCAUUAGUCCGCAUGAAUUCCAAACAGCUAUGUUGAGAAGCGGUUGCGGAAGGUGUACUUCUUCUUCCUCUAAAAGAAAAACCAUGACUCUCACUGGAACAUUAAUUCUUCUGGUAAAGGAGAAGAAGCCUCGUUUCUUUUUGCCAAACACAGUGACCGACAGAGGGAGAAGCUGUUGGAAUUGAAACAGAGUUGGAUGUAUCGAUGCUUUACCGUCACCUGGCAGCCGUCUUUACCGUGGGUGUAACCACUAAUGACAACAAAAGCCUGAACUCACUGCAUGGUCCCCAUCUCUGACCCCGUAUCCUUCAACAGCACCCUCUUCUCCUUUGGUGUAGCAACCCUAUUAACUACUGCACACCCCGACGUACUAUGAAUGUGCCAACUUUCAAUGUUUUUUCUGUUCCGUCUCUCUUAAUUGCGCAACUAAUCUGUUCUCCUUUUUCUGGAAAGUGACCAAACCUGCUCUUGAGUUUCCCCUUUUUAUCCCCCUCUUCAGUCUCUUUCUCUUCCUUCUCCUCCUAUAUUGAAAAUUGCUAUAAUAGUAACUGGUAUCGCUGUUUCUUGUCAGUGUAUUGAGGAAUGUCAUGUAGGCUAAUGACUUUGAAAAUGUUUCAUUACUUGUUUUAUAUUAUCAUUAAUAAAUAUGCUUCUUGUAUUUAAAGCUGUGAAAUGCUAUAAUCUGUUUUUAAAACUUUGCCAAAUCAGUAAAACAUUGAAAUGGAA
This is a messenger RNA of Scophthalmus maximus (turbot), 3835 nucleotides long. It is a transcript of the gene klhl2, whose product is annotated as kelch-like family member 2. The transcript is spliced from 15 exons. The coding region runs from base 477 to 2294 and encodes 605 amino acids. Lineage: Eukaryota; Metazoa; Chordata; Actinopteri; Pleuronectiformes; Scophthalmidae. Gene Ontology annotation, molecular function: protein binding. The record is from RefSeq and is a predicted model, not a curated record.